AUGUAUGUUUUAUAUAGUUUAGGUAGCCCCAUCUUGUGUAGUGCACCUAGUGGUUCUCCCAGACGUCAUAAGCUAAAUCUCAGAGAGAAUUUUGUCCGGGCCUCCCGCUGCACUACCGGCGCGAUAACGACUUGCAAGGACGAGAUGCUGAGGGCCUGGUUGCCCACUGUAGGCGCUGCGAAUGCGAGACACAAGUACGCCGGGCCGGCGCUGCGGCCGGCCCGGCGGUGGAUGACCUUCGAGGGCAAUUCGCAGGAUAUAGAGGGAACCGACGAGGAACGCAUGGCAGGCUUGUUCGGGGGGCGGAUCCGCGGCGAGCCGCCACGUUCGACGAGUCGCAUGCUGGUGGGCGAGACACGUGUGAUUGCGGGUGUCGCGGUGCCAUCCAGGCCCGUGGAACCCGAUAACUGCUGCAUGUCUGGCUGCGUGAACUGCGUGUGGACACUAUACAACGAGGACCUGCGGCAGUGGAAGCAGCAGCGCAAGCUCGCGGCCAAGGCCAUCCGUGGCACGGGCCUGCAGUGGCCUGCGGACUUCGACCCGCCCAUCCGCGACCUCGACGAGGCCAACAUACCCGAGAGCCUGCGAGCCCAAAAACAGCACCUGGAGCACCGCGAGCCGCUGAAGGUGGCGGCGCUGUUCGGCGCCCGCGACGCACCGCUCCCCAAGGCCGUGAUCGAGGCCAAGAAGCGCCACCUCGCUGCGCGCCGUAAGGCCGCGCAGCGUCCGUCGCCCGACCAGGAGGACACCGAGGGCUGGGACAACGUGCCCGUGUUUAUAAGGGUCUUCGCAGAGUUCGAGAAGAAUAAGGCCCGGGAGGGCCGCCACCCGGCCAAGCAGACGCAGGCGUGA
Messenger RNA from Eremothecium gossypii ATCC 10895, 852 nucleotides. It is a transcript of the gene DPC25, whose product is annotated as Dpc25p. NCBI's taxonomy places the organism in Eukaryota, Fungi, Ascomycota, Saccharomycetes, Saccharomycetales, Saccharomycetaceae. Gene Ontology annotation, cellular component: mitochondrion. Bases 1 to 852 code for a protein of 283 amino acids. The transcript has a single exon. The record is from RefSeq and is marked provisional.